UUCAGAUAUUUCUGAAUGCAAGCUUCAGUACAGUGUCUGCUCUCGACAAGAAUUGUGCACAAAUGUGAUAGGUCGUCUUGGAAGCUUCAACUGUUCCUGUUUGGAUGGAUAUGAACAAACUAACUCAUUUGACACCUGUACAGAUAUCAAUGAGUGCAGUCUGUCAUCAACAAAUUGCUCGGCCUUGGAGGCAUGUGUGAACACGCCAGGAAGCUUCCUUUGUGAAUGUCUCCCUGGAUUCAACAGACGCAGACCAAAUGAUGAGUGCACAAAAUUCAGUCGAACUCAAAUGAGUUUGUACCCAUACGGAAACGACACAGACACCGUUCUUGUUGGUGAUGACAAAAUCAGUGGAGCCAUUUACUUCAAAAAUGGUCUUCCCUUUGGUACAGAAAAGAAAUCCAAAGUUUAUGUGUCUACUGAUGGAGUAAUUUCUGCAGACAGGAGGCUGUACCAACUAUACGGUAAUAUGGAAUAUUGGUCUCAGAAUGGGUACAGAUUUAUUGCUCCUCUGAUGACAGAUAUUGAUACCGAACCCACCGGACAGGUUAUGUACAAAAUGUACACACGGAGCACAGAUGUGUCUGUUAAUACCAGUGUUGAGACCCUAAGUGUGCUCGAGCAAGCAGCUAGAGAUGUUGCAGACAACAUGGAAGUAACUGAUUUUGAUCCUACUUCUGUACUUGUGGUCACCUGGGAUUCAGUACAUGGAAGUUAUGCCAACACCAGUGGAAAGGGUGCAGAUGCUCUCUCUACGUUUCAAGUUGUCAUCAUCAGUGAUGGACAGACAUCGUACGUGCUAUUUUUGUACAAAUCAGACUCGUUCAACUGGCAGUACAUCAAAGGCCAGCGCGUUGUGUCCGGUUUCUUCACUGACAAGGGUGGAUUGCAUGUUGUUCAACCCAACAGCUACCUUGUUGAGCUCCUGGGUGAUAUGGUUGGAAAUACAGGUCGCCAUGGCACAUGGAUGUUCAAGCUUGGAAACUUUGUGAACCAAGUGCAAAAGUGUGAAAAUUUCUACCUUGAGAAUGCAUACCUCUUAUCUGACAGAACAUUUCAGGAACAAGCUAAUGGUAUGCUCAAUUGCCCAUGCAGUCUCACCCAGAUGGGUCAGCAGUGGCAGCAGUUGUCUCGAAGUGGCACAAAGAUAUGUUUUGCUCUUAACAAUAUUGUAACAAGAUUCUUUGGCCAUACCAGGAAUAGGAUAUGUUGCUACCGAAUGCCCAGUGAAUUCACAUUUUGGAGGACAAGCAGAACAGAGAUCACGUUUAUCUCAGAGCGCCCAGACGCUGGAUUUGUCACAUUGUACAACCCAUUCUCCUUUUCGGAAUCUGCUCGGGAUUAUGCAAAGUAUGACAGGAACCCGCACAAGCUGUGCUGUCUAGAUUCACAGCAUGAGGAGUCAUGUAAACUCUUCUACUCAGUGAGGCCAAGUUCGACAUGCACCCCCACUGCCGUCAUUAUUAAUGGCAUUGCCAUUGGAGAUCCUCACCUCACCACCAUGGAUGGCAAAAAGUACUCGUUCAAUGGGCUCGGGGAGUACUUCCUGGCAAGAAUCCCAAGUCGUAACUUUGAUCUUCAGGGCAGAACCGCUUUGGCAACACUGGACGACGGCAGCACCGCUAGGGCAACAGUUUUCUCAUCCAUCGCAGCUGCAGAUGACAACAUAGCUACCUUCCAAGUGGACCUGUCAGAGAACAAAACAAGACUGAUAAUCUACAUCAACGGGCAGGACCGUACUGAAGACUUUUAUGCCGAUGUAGGAUUCACCUUCUCCACGACUGGCAUUGAUGUGACAAGAGUGGACCGGUCUGGCAAACCCAGAGUAUCAGCUGCAUUCACAGCAGGCGUGGGAGUGACUGUUGGCUUAGGCAUCCGUAGCCUGGAUCUUAGCAUUACCAUGGAGAAAAACAUCCUGAGGGGAUUGACAUCAGGUCUUCUUGGCACGUUGGAUGAAGACCCUAACAAUGAUUUCCAGCUACCAAAUGGCACUGUGCUGAGUUCAUCUCUUUCUGAGAAGGACAUCUUUGAGCAGUUUGGAUCGGCCUGGCUUGUUGAUGUACAAGACUCAAUCUUCAUAAACCCAGCUGGCAAGACAGCAGCAGACUACCAGUUCCCAAAUUUCACACCAAUGUUCAGGUCAGACAUUCCUGAUGAUGUUCUGAAUGCAUCAAUUGCAAGAUGUGGCCAAGAUCAGGAUGCCUGUAUCUUUGACUAUGCCCUGACGGAGAGCGAAGAGUUUGCUAACAAUACCAGGGCCAAUGAUGUGGACGGUGAUACUGUCAGGGGCCAACUGCGAAACACGGCUCCAAAUCUAAGGAUUUUCUCUCCUCUGACUUCUGAUGGAUACUUAUUUGCGGAAGAUGGAAAACCAGUGACAAUUUUUAUGUUCGCAAGUGACCCUGAUAGAGAGGUUUUGACUAUAGAGUCACUUACAGAUCAGUUUCCCAGUUCCAUUGGUAGCCCGAUUGGAUCUGUCUCUUUUGCAUUCAGUGCUGAUAACCCUGUCGCUCUCAGGUUUGUAGCAAAGGAUGAGGCUGGGGGCCAGUCUGCUGUUCUCACAGUCAAGGUUGCUCUUUGCACUUUGUGCAGUGAAAAAGGAGUUUGUGAUAGACUUCAAUUGAGGGAGGCAGAAGAUGCUGAGGGAAGCUUCCGAAAGUAUGUCUGCGUUUGCGAAGCGGCCUACACAGGUGAUGAAUGUGAAUUGGACAGGGAUGGAUGUGCAGAAAACCCUUGCAGUACUGGUAGAGAAUGUAAUGACACUCUAGCACCUUUACAAGAGUUUGGAGAGCCUCCCUACACAUGCGGGCCAUGUGGUGAUGGUCUUCUACUUGUUGGUGACAAAUGUGAAGAUGAUAACGAAUGUGCUCGUAAUGUAUGUGAUGGAAUUUGUGUAAAUACCUUUGGCUCAUUUGAAUGCUCCUGUAGUUCAGGAUACAGAUUGUUCCAGGACGUCUCUUGCUCAGAUAUCGAUGAGUGCCAAGGACCCAACACAUGUCAGCAAACGUGUAUCAACAAUGUGGGUUCUUAUGACUGUGGCUGCUAUGAUGGUUAUACCUUGGACCAGGAUGGACUCACUUGUCUUGAGAAUACCACCAACACAGUCUGCGACACGGCAGGCUGCAGCCAAGCAUGUGUAGUGAGUGACAACAACACACCAGUUUGUACAUGCUUUGCGGGAUUCACACUGCAACCUGGCAUUACUACAAACUGUGUUGAUGUGGAUGAGUGCCUGUCUGGGUCAUCUAUCUGUGAUCAACUAUGCACAAAUACUAAUGGAAGCUACAGCUGUGCAUGUUUCCCUGGCUCUAGACUGAAUCAAGACGGCACCACUUGUGAUGCCUGUGAGAGUCCCAACUAUGGUGAAGAAUGUAGACUCACAUGUGAAUGCAAUAGCAGAGGCUUGUCCUGCGAUCCUGUCAGAGGUUGUGUCUGCCAGCCAGGCUACACAGGCACCAACUGUGUGGACGACGUCAACGAAUGCUUGCAGGCAGAUGUGUGCGGUGUAAGGCAGAGCUGUGUCAACACUGAAGGAUCCUAUCGGUGUGAAUGUGAGGCAGGAUAUAUGAUGAUGAACGAUAGUACUUGUGAAGAUGAAAAUGAAUGUGCUGACAUUCUAACCAACAACUGCAACAGUUCGUUGUAUGAAGUGUGUCGCAACACAGUAGGAAACUACACUUGUGAUUGUGAAUCUGGCUACUCCAAGAAUUCUAUGGACAUCUGUCAAGAUAUUGAUGAGUGCAGCUUGAAAACAGACUCUUGUGAUCAAAUUUGUGUCAACAUGGAUGGUGGUUACAACUGUGACUGUCAAUUUGGCUAUGUCCUUGAUGAUGUAGACAGGUCAAAAUGUGUGCAAAUUGAAGAUGUCUGCAAAAACGAGCCUCAACUGUCCUGCUCUUUUGGAUGCAGCGUGAACCGCACCACCAAUGAGACUUUUUGCUAUUGCCCUGAUGGAGGCUACAGACUCUCUGCUGCAGAUAAUCAAACAUGCCUAGAUAUCAAUGAAUGCAAUGAAACAGACCUGAACAAGUGCAGUGAGCAAGACACGUGUGUCAACACUGAGGGGAGUUACACUUGUUCCUGUCGAAUAGGCUUCAAGCUGGAUAAUGAUAAACGGACAUGCAUUGAGUGCCCAGAUGGAACAUGGGGAAUGGGCUGUGCCAAUCAGUGUGAGUGCUCGGGGAGAUGUGACCGAGUUACUGGUUGUGUUUGUGACAGUGGCUUCACGGGUAGCGCCUGUGAAACUGACAUCAACGAGUGUGAGUUAGGUCCUUGUCCUGACUUUGAGAUCUGUGAGAACACCAGAGGUUCCUUCACUUGUGCGUGUCCUACAGGCUAUAAAAGAGAUGGACAAGGAUGCACUGAUGUUGAUGAGUGUCAAGCCGACGGUGUCUGUGACCAGGACUGUGAGAACACUGACGGCAGCUACUACUGUGUAUGCAGGACAGGGUUUGUCACCGAUGCUGCAUCCCAGAAAUGUGUCGAUGUUGAUGAGUGCUCUCAGAACAGACAGUUGUGUUCUCAAGCAUGUGUGAAUACACAGGGAAGCUAUAGAUGUGCCUGCCUGUCUGGAUUUAUUCCUCAGUCUGAUGGUUUCUCCUGUGAAAGCCAGGAUAAAUGUACAAACAAGAACUGUUCCUUUGACUGCGAGGUGCUGAAUGGUCAAGAACAAUGUCUGUGUCCUCGAGGACAACGGGUCAACCCUGAUAAUGAACUGUUGUGUGAGGACGUGGAUCUCUGUGAGAACAACCAGUGCCAGUUUGGAUGUGAAGAGAUAGAAAAUGGAGAGGACUUUCAGUGCCAGUGUCCACAAGGAACUCAAUUGUCAGAGGACGGGAUCAACUGUGACACUUGUCCUCCUGACAAGUUUGGUUUUGCCUGCAGUGGUGUUUGCGAUUGUGUGGGAGAGGGCACAGAGUUAUGUGAUCCAGUCACAGGGACUUGCAACUGUACGAAUGGCUUUGAUGGUUUAAGGUGUGAAAAUGAUAUAGAUGAGUGCUUGUUGCCAGCCGGGCCGUGUGAUGAUAAGAACUUCACAUUUUGCCUGAACACACGUGGCAGCUACCUGUGCCCAUGCAGAAGCGGAUACUCUGUCAAGAAUGUGACGUCUGGCCAGUGUGAAGAAUGUGAUAAUGGCUUUUUUGGAAUUGGCUGUCGCCAAGUAUGCUCGUGUUCCCAAGGAGAAGAUUUUUGCAAUAAAACGUCCGGAGAAUGUGGUUGCAGAGAAGGUUGGAAUGGAACACUCUGUGAUAUUGACAUCAAUGAAUGUGAAGCUGGGACUGACGACUGUGGUUCAUACAACCCUCCUGCUACAUGUGUCAAUAAGCCGGGAAGUUAUGACUGCAUCUGUCCAAAUGGCUACUUUAACAAUGGACAGGAUUGCGAGGAUAAUGAUGAAUGCCAAAUCAUAACAUGUGGGAUGAACCAGGUGUGCGUCAAUACUCCUGGCUCUUUCUCCUGCCGUUGUGCUCCAGGAUUCAGAGUAAAUACAGUGACCGGUGAAUGUGAUGACGAAAAUGAAUGUGAAAGUGACCCAUGUCCUGUGGGUGAUGUGUGUGUCAACAACAUGGGCUCCUAUUUAUGUUCUUGUAAAACAGGCUUUCAGCGCAAUGGAACACUGUGCCAAGACAUAAAUGAAUGUCUGGACAGCCCGUGUGGUGUUAACCAAGCGUGUGGCAAUACUGUGGGCUCUUACACCUGUACAUGCAAGCUUGGAUAUGGCAUCGUAAAUUCACGCUGCGCAGAUACAAAUGAAUGUGACGGAAACCCAUGCGGACUGCGUGAAAAGUGCACCAACACUGAUGGCUCUUACAGCUGUUCAUGUCUAGAUGGAUAUAGCAAAGACAACAAUGAUGUGUGUUCAGACAUAAAUGAGUGUGACACUAACCCAUGCCAGGCGAAUGAAAGGUGUAUCAACGAACCUGGCACAUACAAAUGUCCUUGUAUCACUGGUUUUGUCAACAAUGGAACAGGAUGUGAAGACAAAAACGAAUGUGAUGGCAGCCCAUGCUCAGUGAAUGAAGUCUGCACAAACACACCCGGCUCUUUCAACUGUUCCUGUACUGGUGGAUUUGCCCUCAAUGAUACUGUGUGUACAGACAUCAAUGAAUGUGACAGUGGCCCAUGCCAGGUGAAUGAAGUUUGUAGCAACGAACCUGGCAACUACAGUUGUACAUGUAAUACUGGUUUUGUCGACUCUGGAACGGGGUGUGAAGACAUUAACGAAUGUGAUGGAAAUCCAUGCGGCAGCUUCGAAGAGUGCAACAACACUGAGGGCUCCUACAAUUGUUCAUGUUUAAAUGGAUUUAACCGCACAGACUCUGGAUGCACAGACAUAAAUGAGUGUCUUGAUAACUCAUGUGGCGUGAAUCAAGUUUGUCAAAAUGCAAACGGUGGCUUCUCUUGUCCAUGUGCUACCGGUUUUGUCGAAUCUGCAACAGGAUGCAUAGAUAAAAACGAAUGUGAUUCGGAGCCAUGCCCAGUAAAUGAAGUUUGUGACAACACUGAAGGUUCUUUCAACUGUACUUGUCCAGCUGGAUUUAAUGUCAUCAAUUCUGUGUGUACAGAUAUUGAUGAGUGUGCUGAAGGCACAGACAACUGCACUUCAAGACAGGUAUGCACCAACUUAGAUGGCUCUUUCGAAUGUCGCUGUCCACAAGGAUCUCAGCCUGACUUCAACAACACUUGUCCAGACAUCAAUGAGUGUGCGACCAAUCCAUGUGAUCAGAAUCAAGUGUGCAACAACACUGACCCUGGAUUCAGUUGUGACUGCCGGUCUGGCUAUGAGCCAGGACAGGGUGCAGUGCUAGGAUGUGUGGAUAUCAACGAAUGUGAUACAAACCCAUGUGGAGAAAACGAAGACUGCACAAACAAACCUGGCUCAUUUGACUGUUCCUGUUCUGCUGGCUAUGAGAAUGGCACCAGUGGUGUCUGUGUUGACCUAGAUGAAUGUGAUGGAAAUCCAUGCAAGGUGAAUGAAGAGUGCCUCAACAGUAUUGGAUCUUUCACCUGUCCAUGUUCUCAAGGUUUUUCACGUGUGGGACAAGUGUGUUCAGACAUAAAUGAAUGUGUGACAGGGAACCCAUGCCAGGCGAACGAGGAGUGUACCAACAAUGAGGGCUCUUUUGACUGUAGGUGUGAUUCUGGCUUUGUCAGGAAUGGAACAGUUUGUUCAGACAUAAAUGAAUGUGAAGGAAACCCUUGUAGGGCAAAUCAGGUGUGUUCCAACAACGAUGGCUCUUUUACCUGUGCCUGUGACUCUGGAUUUAUCUUAAAUGAAUUAGACUGUAUAGAUGUGAACGAAUGUCAACAAAACCCAUGCGAUGCCAACGAAGUUUGUGACAACAAUGAGGGUUCAUACACGUGUACCUGUGUUAUUGGCUACCAACCUGAUGCAAAUGAUGAAUGCAUAGACACAGAUGAAUGUCAAAGAAAUCCUUGCGCGGCAAACGAGGAAUGUAGCAACACUGUGGGCUCUUUCAACUGUCCCUGUAAAACAGGAUUUAUCAAAAAUGGAACAGAAUGUAUAGAUGUGGAUGAGUGUCAGCAAAAUCUUUGUGGACCCAAUACGAUUUGUUCCAAUACCCCUGGAUCGUAUGAAUGCUCCUGUUUGAAAGGUUAUCAGGAGGAACAGGGUGUUUGUGUAGAUGUAGAUGAAUGUGAAACAAAUCGAUGCCAGGCAAAUGAGAGGUGCAGCAACACUGAGGGCUCUUUUGACUGUCUUUGUGUAACUGGUUUUUUCGAAUCUUCGACUGGGUGCACAGACAUAGAUGAAUGUGACACACGCCCAUGCAAAUUGAACGAGGACUGUAGCAACACUGUGGGGUCAUUCACCUGUGCAUGUGUACCUGGCUUUGAGCCCAAUACGUCUGGUGGGGAAGGGUGUACUGACAUUGAUGAAUGUGACAGUAACCCAUGCAAGACCAAUCAAGUGUGUAGGAACUCUGUGGGCUCUUUCACCUGCGUGUGUGCCACUGGCUUUGUUUCCAAUGGAACACUGUGUAUAGAUGUGGAUGAAUGUCUGCUUAAUCCAUGCAAAGUAAAUGAGGUCUGUACAAACAACGAAGGAUCGUAUUCAUGUUCCUGUUCUGAUGGUUAUGAGGCCAAUGCGAAUAAUGAGUGCACAGACAAAGACGAAUGUCAAGAAAAUCCAUGCCAGCAAAAUGCAAACUGUCUCAACAAUGAGGGAUCUUUCAGUUGUUUGUGUCAGCCUGGAUUUUUCCCUGAUGGACCGAAUUGUACAGAUAUCGACGAAUGUCUUCAGUCUCCUUGUGGACCUAAUUCAGUGUGUAUAAAUGCUCCAGGAUCUCAUAUCUGUGGGUGUGAAAGUGGAUAUGUGUUCAAUGCACUUGAUACCUGUGUAGACUUUGACGAAUGUGUACAAGACCCUUGCAAAGAAAAUGAGGUGUGUACCAACCUUCCAGGCAGUUACACAUGUCCUUGUGCAACUGGGUUUGCCCUCAAUGGAUCAUUGUGUUCAGACGUAGAUGAAUGUGCAACGAAACCAUGCCGUGACAAUGAAGUGUGUAACAAUACUGUAGGCUCCUACACCUGUUCUUGUGCAUCAGGAUUUCAGUUGGUUGAAUCAGACUGCACAGACAUAGAUGAAUGUGACACAAAUCCAUGUAAGGAGAAUGAACAGUGUAAGAACAACGUGGGUUCCUUCACCUGCCUUUGUGUUCCUGGGUUCCUUCUUAAUGGAGACAUAUGCUCAGAUGUUGAUGAAUGUGACCAAGACCCAUGCGAUCCCAAAGCUAUUUGUACAAACACCCAAGGCUCAUACACCUGUAACUGUACUGUCGGCUAUGAGGGAGACGGAAUCGCAUGUGCGGACAUCAAUGAAUGUGAUAUGAAUCUGUGCCAGACAAAUGCAGAGUGUAACAACAAUGAAGGCUCUUACACCUGUCCUUGCAAAACAGGCUUUGAGCUCAAUGGAACUGAUUGCACAGAUAUAGACGAGUGUGCACAAGGUGCUUGCACAGCCAAUGAGGAUUGUUCUAACACUGCGGGAUCUUUCAGUUGCUUUUGUUCUGAUGGUUAUAAGUUAGACUUGUCUUUUGCCUGUGUUGAUAUUGAUGAGUGUGAUGAAGGCACAGACAAUUGCACCUCAAGACAAGUAUGCACCAACACAGAUGGCUCUUUCGAAUGUCGCUGUCCACAAGGAUCUCAGCCCAAUGUCCUCAAUAACUGUCCAGACAUCAAUGAGUGUGCCAGCAAUCCAUGUGCGCAGAAUCAAGUAUGCAACAACACUGACCCUGGAUUCAGUUGUGACUGCCGGUCUGGCUAUGAGCCAGGGCAGGGUGGAGUGCGAGGAUGUGUGGAUAUCAACGAAUGUGAUACAAACCCAUGCGGGCAAAACGAAGACUGCACAAACAAACCUGGCUCAUUUGACUGUUCCUGUUCUGCUGGCUAUGUGAAUGGCACUAGUGAUGUCUGUGUUGAUAUAGAUGAAUGUGGAAGUAACCCAUGCGGGGUGAAUCAGGUAUGCACAAACUCUCCAGGGUCUUACUCCUGCCCAUGUGAAACUGGCUUUGUCAGCGAUACAUUUGGUGGUUGUAUAGACACAAAUGAAUGUGAUGGAAACCCAUGCCUUGUGAAUGAAGAGUGUCGCAACACCGUGGGCUCUUUCGAUUGUUUCUGCGUGACUGGCUUUAGGCGCAAUCCAACUAUUUGUGAAGACAUAGAUGAGUGUGCAACAAACCCUUGCCAGGUGAAUCAGGCGUGUAGAAACACUGUGGGCUCUUUCAACUGUCCAUGUGUAUCUGGUUUUAUCUUGAAUGGGACUGUUUGUGCAGAUGUGAACGAAUGUGAUAAGAACCCAUGCCAAGUCAACGAGAGAUGUGUUAACAAUGAUGGAUCAUAUACAUGCCCCUGUAGAGCUGGCUACCAGAAAGAUGCCAAUGACACAUGUAUAGACAAGAAUGAAUGUGAUGAGAACCCGUGCGGGGCAAACCAGGAUUGUAAAAAUACAGAAGGAUCUUUCAACUGUCCCUGUUCAUCUGGAUUCACCUUAAAUGGUACAGAAUGUGAAGAUGUGGAUGAGUGUGAGAUUCCCACUGCUUGCGAUCUCAAUGAGAAGUGUGUCAAUGAAUUGGGAUCCUUCUCAUGCCCAUGUAAAGAUGGAUACCAGUUCAACGUCAGUAUAGACUUGUGUUCAGACAUAAAUGAAUGUGAUGGAAGUGCGUGUCAGGAGAACGAGGUGUGCGCCAACACUGUUGGCUCUUUCACCUGUUCGUGUGCUGUUGGAUUUACUGAUGAGGGCUCAGGGUGUAUAGACAUUGAUGAGUGUCAGAGAAACCCAUGUCAAGUGAAUGAGGUGUGCAAUAACACUGUGGGCUCCUUCUCGUGUCCAUGUGACACUGGAUUUACCAACAAUGGAUCUAGUUGCACAGAUGUGGACGAAUGCGAUCAAGAUCCAUGUCAGGCCAAUGAGGAUUGUGUUAACAAUGAUGGAUCAUACACAUGCCCCUGUAUUACCGGCUAUCAGCGUGAUGGGAAUAACACAUGUGCAGAUGUGGACGAAUGUCAAGGAAACCCAUGCCUGGCAAACCAGAGAUGUGUCAACUCUGAGGGCUCUUUCAGCUGUCCUUGUGAAACUGGAUAUGUCCCGUCUGUCUCAGGGUGCACAGAUGAUGAUGAAUGUCAGCCAAAUGACUGUGGAGCCAAUUCAGUGUGUACAAAUUCUGUAGGGUCUUUCACUUGUGGAUGUCUCCCUGGUUAUUUGUACGAUAACAAUGACAACUGUGUUGAUAUCGAUGAAUGUCGAGGAAACCCAUGCCAGGUGAAUCAGGUUUGUGUCAACAACGAUGGCUCUUAUACCUGUCCUUGUGAUACUGGAUUUGUCCUCAACGGAACAGUUUGUAUAGACAUAAAUGAAUGUGAUGGAAACCCUUGCCCGCAGAACGAGGUGUGUAGCAACUCUUUUGGCUCUUACAGCUGUUCUUGUGCUGCUGGAUUUGUCCGCUCUGCAUCUGUGUGUACAGAUGUCAAUGAAUGUGAAGGAAACCCAUGCCAGGUGAAUGAGAUUUGUAUCAACACAAUUGGCUCUUACACAUGUCCGUGUGCUACUGGAUUUGCUUCUGGAACCACAGGGUGUACAGAUGUGGAUGAAUGUGAGCAGACUGUUUGCCGAACCAAUGAGGAGUGUGCUAACAUUCCGGGAUCUUACCAAUGCACCUGUGCUACUGGCUAUCAGCGCAGCCAGUUUGGCCUGUGUGAAGAUGUGGAUGAAUGUGAUCAGAACCCAUGCCAAGCUAAUGCGGGAUGUACUAACAACGAUGGAUCAUUUUCAUGUUCCUGUAACACUGGCUACAAGAGUGAUGUGACUGGCACAUCAUGUGUAGACAUAGAUGAAUGUGAUACUGAUCCAUGCAAGGAAAACUCACGAUGUGUCAACUCUGUGGGCUCUUUUAGCUGUCCGUGUGUUACUGGAUUUAUUUCUGAUGGGUUUGAGUGUAAAGAUGAGGAUGAAUGUCUGAAAAACCCAUGUAGCGGGAAUACAGUGUGUAACAACAAUGUGGGCUCCUUCAGUUGUGACUGUGCACCAGGCUUUGUCUUAAGUGGACAAACAUGCAUUGAUGUAAACGAAUGCAGUCAAAACCCAUGCUCUGCCAAUGAGGAUUGUACCAACAAUGAAGGAUCAUACGUGUGUUCCUGUUCUGCUGGUUAUGAGCGUGAUGUGAAUUCGACAUGUAUAGACCAAGAUGAAUGUCAGAGAACUCCAUGCGGGCUAGUUGAAACCUGCAGAAACACUGUUGGAUCUUACACUUGCAAUUGUAUAGCUGGCUAUGAGCGUGUUGUCCUUGGAGCCGAGUGUACAGAUAAGAAUGAAUGUCUUACUUCCCCUUGUGGUGUCAAUGAAGACUGCACUAAUUCUGUGGGAUCCUUCUCCUGUUCCUGUUCUGAUGGUUACAACAGGACCACCCCUGCAGACCCCUGUCAAGAUAUUGACGAGUGUGAAGGAGUAUCCCCAUGCCUAUCAAGGCAGGUAUGCAGCAACACAGAUGGCUCUUUUGAAUGUGUCUGUCCAGAAGGUUCUCAGCCUGAUGCUGCAAACAACUGUCCAGAUAUCAACGAAUGCUCCUCCAGUCCAUGCUCACUGAAUCAAGUGUGCGUCAACACUGACCCUAACUUCCGGUGUGACUGUAGGCCUGGCUUCGCUCCAGGAACAAAUGGAUGUCUGGAUAUCAACGAAUGUGAUACAAAUCCAUGCGGGCAAAAUGAAGACUGCACAAACAAACCUGGCUCAUUUGACUGUUCCUGUUCUGCUGGCUAUGUGAAUGGCACCAGUGGUGUCUGUGUUGACUUUAACGAAUGUCAAGGUAAUCCUUGCGCAGUGAACCAAGUGUGUAACAACACAGAAGGCUCUUACAAUUGUCCUUGUGUAACAGGCUUUUCACUACAGGGAUCUGCAUGCACAGACAUAAAUGAAUGCGACCAAAACCCAUGUGGGGUGAACCAGGAGUGUAGCAAUAAUGAAGGCUCUUACUCCUGCCCUUGUGUUGUGGGAUACACCCUCAAUGGAACAGUGUGUACAGACGUGGAUGAAUGUGCUGGGAACCCGUGCCAGGCAAACCAGCGGUGCAGCAACAAUGAGGGUUCUUUCACUUGUUCUUGUGUUGAUGGCUAUAUCUUCAAUGGAACUGUAUGCAUAGAUGUGGAUGAAUGCAUGAGCAAUCCUUGUAGCACUUUACAUUCUUGUAAUAACAACGAUGGAUCAUUCACGUGCACAUGUGUUCUUGGCUAUCUGGGUGAUGCAAUAACAUGUACUGAUAUAGAUGAAUGUACUACAUUUGACCCGUGCACUGGUACAAAUGAGGAGUGUGUCAACUCUCCUGGCUCAUUCAAGUGUAACUGUCUCCCUGGAUUCUCUGGACCACUGUGUGAAGAUAUCAACGAAUGUGAUACAAAUCCAUGCGGGCAAAAUGAAGACUGCACAAACAAGCCUGGCUCAUUUGACUGUUCCUGUUCUGCUGGCUAUGUGAAUGGCACCAGUGGUGUCUGUGUUGACAUCAACGAAUGUGCCAGAAACCCAUGCAAGGCAAAUGAAGACUGUACCAACAAUGAGGGAUCUUUCACCUGUCCUUGCCUUGCUGGCUUUGAGAAGAAUGGAACUGUGUGUAUAGACAUUGACGAAUGUCGAACAAACGUUUGUGGGGUAAAUGAGGUGUGCACCAACUCUGUAGGUUCCUACAGCUGUCCCUGUGCGACUGGAUAUGUGCUCUCUAACUCAGUGUGUACAGAUAAAGAUGAAUGUACUGGAAACCCAUGUGAUUUGAAAGAGGUGUGUACCAACACACCAGGUUCUUUCAACUGUACGUGUGAUGUUGGCUUUGAGCUCAAUGGAACCCUGUGUACAGAUGUGAAUGAAUGUGCAGAUGACCCAUGCAAAGCUGUGGUAGAGGUGUGUGUCAACAAUCAAGGGUCAUACACGUGUUCCUGUGCCGCUGGUUAUCAGCAAGUCGUUACAGGAGGGCCAUGUGAAGAUGUGGAUGAAUGUCAAACACAACAACCAUGCCAAGCCAAUGAAGACUGCACAAACAACAAUGGAUCAUUCUCUUGCUCUUGUUCCACUGGCUACCUGCUGGAGAAUAACACUUGUGUUGAUGUAGAUGAAUGUGGAGGAGCGAACCCUUGCUCAGCGAAUGCAGACUGCGCCAACACUCCCGGCUCAUUCACCUGUACAUGUAGUAAUGGAUUUACCUCAUCCGCUUCAGGGUGUUCAGAUGUAAAUGAAUGUCUGAGUAGGCCAUGUCUGGCGAACCAGGUCUGUGCCAACACUGAAGGCUCCUUCUCGUGUUCAUGUGCCACAGGCUACAUUUUUUCUCCCGUUGGGUGCAUAGAUAUAAACGAGUGUGAACCACUAAACCCAUGCUCUGCUAACGAGGAUUGUACCAACAAUGAAGGAUCAUUCGUUUGUUCCUGCUCUGCUGGCUUUGAGAAAAAUGUGAAUGACACAUGUGUGGACACAAACGAAUGUGAGGGAGGAAACCCAUGCAGGGCAAGUGAGCAGUGUGUCAACAAUGUGGGCUCUUACACAUGUACCUGUAGAACUGGAUAUAACUUCACCGAAUCACAGUGCAAAGACAUAGAUGAAUGUACUGAUGACCCAUGCGGAGCAAACCAGAGCUGUUUUAACAGCGUGGGCUCUUACUCCUGUUCUUGUUUAGCGGGAUACAUUCCAAGUGGAUCAGGCUGUUCAGACUUAAAUGAAUGUCUUAGUGGCCCAUGCUCUGCAAACCAGCUCUGUACAAACACUGAUGGCUCUUACACAUGUAGUUGCUUACCUGGAUAUAUUGACCAAGGAUCAGUCUGUACAGAUGCAGACGAAUGUGCUUUAAAUCUUUGCCCACCAAAUACAGUGUGCAGUAACACCCCAGGCUCUUUCACUUGUCCUUGCGCACCUGGAUAUACUUUCUUCCCCGGCAGUGGAUGUUCGGACAUUGACGAAUGUACUGGAAACCCUUGUCCGGUGAAUAACGACUGUAGCAACACUGUGGGCUCCUACGAUUGUUCAUGUUCCAUAGGCUAUGUCCUGAAUGGAACUGUGUGUUCAGAUGUGGACGAAUGUCAACAGCAGCCAUGCUCUGCUAAUGAGGUUUGUGUUAACAACGAUGGAUCGUACACUUGCUCCUGCUCUACUGGCUACCGGUCUAAUGCAAACAACAUAUGUGUAGAUGUCGAUGAAUGUGAAGGAAACCCAUGCCCCCUGUUAGAGCAGUGUACAAAUACAGAGGGCUCUUACAACUGUACCUGUAUUACUGGGUAUCAACAAGUUGGAACGCAGUGUGAAGAUGUUGAUGAAUGCCAGAGAAGUGUUUGCAGUACCAAUGCCGUAUGUAGAAAUGUUCCAGGAUCUUAUAUCUGCUCCUGUGCUAAUGGUUAUACGGAUUCUGUUCCAGCUGGUACUUGUGAAGAUGUUGAUGAAUGUCAAGGCCAGAAUCCUUGCAGUGCAAGCCUGACAUGCUUCAACACAGAUGGCUCUUUUGACUGUCUUUGUUCAGAUGGUUCACAGCCUGACGUCAACCUUAACUGUCCAGACGCCAAUGAGUGUGCCCUCAGCCCCUGUGGACCAAAUCAAGUGUGUGUUAACACUAGCCCUGGAUUCCAGUGUGAAUGUAGGCCUGGCUACACACCUGGACAGACUGGAUGUGUGGAUAUCAAUGAAUGUGAUUUAGGCAAAUGUGGGGUAAAUGAAGACUGCACCAACUCUCCCGGCUCUUUUGACUGUACAUGUUCUCCUGGCUUUGUGAACAGCACCAGCAAUAUCUGUGUCGACAUUGACGAAUGUGAAGGAUCCCCUUGCCAGAGAAAUGAAGUGUGUAACAACACUGUGGGCUCUUACAGCUGUACCUGUGCUGUUGGAUUUGAAGCCACUGUAUCAGGGUGUACAGACAUAGACGAAUGUACCGGAACACCAUGUCAGGAGAAUGCAGUGUGUGCUAACAAUGAGGGCUCUUACACCUGUACAUGUGAUUCAGGAUUCACCGAAGUUGGGUCGUUGUGUAAAGACAUUGAUGAAUGUGGAGGAAACCCAUGUGGACCAGGCAAGGUGUGUCAAAACUAUGAGGGUGGUUUCAAUUGCACAUGUCCAAUAGGCUUUACAGAAGCUGGAUCUGUGUGUAACGAUAUAGACGAAUGUACAGGAAACCCAUGCCAGUCUAACCAAGUGUGUAGUAACAACUUUGGCUCUUUCACCUGUCAGUGUGCAACAGGCUUUGCUAGUCCUUUCGCUGGAGCUCCAUGUACAGAUGUAAACGAAUGUUUAACAAACCCAUGUGGGGUGAACGAGGUGUGUAACAACAAUCAAGGCUCUUACACCUGUGCCUGCGCUCCUGGCUAUGCCUCGAAUGGAACAGCUUGUACAGAUGUGAAUGAGUGUACCUUUGCCAAUGCCUGCGAGGCCAAUCAAGAUUGUGUAAACCUCGAAGGAGCAUAUACAUGUAUCUGUUCUGCGGGCUAUCGACGUGAUGGGAAUGACAAUUGUGUUGAUCGGGAUGAGUGCGGAACUAGUCCAUGUCCGGUGAAUACCAACUGUGUCAACAAUGUGGGUUCUUACACAUGCAUCUGUGCUGAAGGCUAUACAGGCAAUCCGAAUGUUGGUUGUACUGACAUUGAUGAGUGUGUGAAAAAUCCAUGUGGGCUGAAUGCCAACUGCGUCAACUCCAUCGGUUCUUACACUUGUAACUGUGCCACAGGCUAUACUAGCAAUGCAAAUCUUGAUUGUGUUGAUCAGGAUGAGUGUGUGAACAACCCAUGUGGCCCGAAUGCCGCCUGUACCAACGCCAUUGGUUCUUACACCUGCACCUGUACUCCAGGCUAUAUUGGCAAUCCAAAUGUUGGUUGUGUUGAUCAGAAUGAAUGUUUGAACAAUCCAUGUGGACUGAAUGCCUUCUGUUCCAACACCAUUGGUUCUUACACCUGCACCUGUGCAUCAGGCUAUGAAGGCAAUCCAAAUACUGGUUGUGUUGAUCGAAAUGAAUGUUUGAACAAUCCAUGUGGACCUAAUGCCGCCUGUACCAACACCAUUGGUUCUUACACCUGCACCUGUGCAUCAGGCUAUAUUGGCAACCCAAAUGUUGUUUGUGUUGAUAUUGAUGAGUGUGACAACAAUCCAUGUGGACAGAAUGAGAACUGUACCAACACCCAAGGCUCUUACUCCUGUGCCUGUGCCACAGGCUAUGGCGGUGAUCCAACAGGUGGCUGUACUGAUAUAGACGAAUGUCAGGACAGUCCAUGUGGGCAGAAUGCUGACUGUACCAACACUGUCGGUUCUUACUCCUGCAACUGUGCUUCAGGCUAUAGUGGCAAUCCAGAUGUUGGUUGUGUUGAUAUUGAUGAGUGUGACAACAAUCCAUGUGGACAGAAUGAGACCUGUACCAACACCCAAGGCUCUUACUCCUGUGCCUGUGCCACAGGCUAUGGCGGUGAUCCAACAGGUGGCUGUACUGAUAUAGACGAAUGUCAGGACAGUCCAUGUGGGCAGAAUGCUGACUGUACCAACACUGUCGGUUCUUACUCCUGCAACUGUGCUUCAGGCUAUAGUGGCAAUCCAGAUGUUGGUUGUGUUGAUAUUGAUGAGUGUGACAACAAUCCAUGUGGACAGAAUGCCACCUGUACCAACACCCAAGGCUCUUACUCCUGUGCCUGUGCCACAGGCUAUGACGGUGAUCCAACAGCUGGCUGUACUGAUAUAGACGAAUGUGAGGACAGUCUUUGUGGGCUGAAUGCCGACUGUACCAACACUGUCGGUUCUUACUCCUGCAACUGUGCUUCAGGCUAUAGUGGCAAUCCAGAUGUUGGUUGUGUUGCUGUGCUCAGGAAUGUUGUCCAGAUAUUACUGACAAACUUUCAACUGUCUCCGGAUCUUCAGAGUGAUCCAGCAUACAUACUAUUCCUCACCAAUCAGAUCUUUGAGUACUUAAGAGCCAGAGUAAGAGGAUUAAGCGGCGUGCGGAUAACUAGUUUGAGGCAGGGAAGUUUGAUUAUUGAGUUUGAAGUGGACAUAAACCCCUCGCUGAAUGACAACCCAGAGGGUGAACUCAUCAGGGCCUUGACUGAUAUGAGUCUGCUUGACAUAAAGACAGCAAUCAAUGGAACUGAUACUGAGCGCCCUAAAACUGUUAAACUUGGAAAUACAGAAUUAACAAGUAACUUGUCUCAGUGUGAAAAACGAACAUCAGUAGCAUCAUGUGGACCUGGUAGGACUUGUUUUGUCGACAGAAACCAGGUGUCAUAUUGUUCAAGGAAAAAGAAUGAUGCAGAUAACGAUUUGUACAUUGCAAUUGGCAUUGGAGCUGCUAUUGCCUUUUUCAUAAUGAUCCUCAUCAUUAUCGGUGUACUUUUGUGGAGACAUAAGGAAGACAAUUACAAGAAAUAUGAAGGUGCCUAAUCAGAGGGCAGACAACCUACCUCAGGAGCCACAACACUUGAGGAAGGACACUGUUUCUUCCAUGUUGGAUAUCAUCAGCUAGCUGUUCAAAUGUCCUAAGUCAAGAGAGCGAUUUAUUUUAAAAGAGAGAAAAAAAACUUUUCAAUUCUUUUGUAAACUGCACUUGUAUCAUGUAUCUUUUCUAGCUUUUUUUUUCUCAAAAUUUAGAACUUGAGUUUCGAACAAAUAAUUAACGGAUAUAUGCAACUGAUAUAAUGAUACGAAUUGAAGAAACUGCAAUAAAAAUUAUUUUUAACAUUUUAGGCUAAGUACAUCUGAACGGCUGGCUAACGUUAUAACAAAAUUCUCAUGUCAUUGCUCAUUCAUUACACAAUUGCCCCCCCCCCCCCUCAACUGCAUGUGAUUUCACUGAAAUUGACUUGCUAUGAUAAGUCAUCUGUUACAUCUCAUAGUUUGCCCUAAUUUUUUUUGUAAAGAGUUUGCAAACUCAAGAUCAUGUGUUGCAAAAACAUUCUGCCGUUUUUCUGCAAUGCUAUUUAAAGAGAAGGUAGAUUAGAGACUUAUUGUAAUUUUUGCCUGAAAUUAUGUUUUAUUUUGUAAAUUUCGUGCUUUUUUGGCUUCAGCUUCAAUGUGUUGUCUUAGAAUACAUCUUUAGAGAUUUUUGUGACAAACUGCGUUGUUUUGGAAAUGUGAAGUAAAGACAUUAAUUUUCAGAGGAAAGGAGGGGGUGGGGGGUGGAGGGGAAUUUGUGAGAACUGCAGUUAUUGAAGCAAUGAAAGAGAUUUAAAAUUGAUUAAUUUUCCUUGUUUUGUGUUCACAUUGUAUACUCUUUUAUGAUAAGGACAUAUUUCAUUUCAAUGCCCAGUUUUUUUUUCUAUUUUAUAUUUAACUACCCCUGGUGAACCUGUUUAAUAUUCUUUCUAACUGUGUAUAAAGAGGGUUGUUUUAUUGUAAUCAUUGUUGCCAAUGCGAAGAUAAUUCUAUUUGUUUGUAAAAAUAUAGCUUUUUGAUAUAAUACAAAUAUAAUAUAUGCAUACAUGUAUAGACUAUGCCUACAAGUUACAAUAUUUAUUCCAUUUUUAUUAAUUUUUUUGCUAUAACAUUGCUAUUUUUAUCAUAUAUUUUAGGAAAAUGUUAUACCAAUCUGAACAUGUUGAAUAAAAUUUUAUUGUUUUAUAUAAUAACAAAA
Messenger RNA from Aplysia californica (California sea hare), 19079 nucleotides. RefSeq lists its product as uncharacterized. Gene Ontology annotation, biological process: cell-matrix adhesion. Gene Ontology annotation, molecular function: calcium ion binding. The record is from RefSeq and is a predicted model, not a curated record. Lineage: Eukaryota; Metazoa; Mollusca; Gastropoda; Aplysiida; Aplysiidae.